UUUUAUCGUUUCUGUAUUCACUUUUUGGUGAUUAUUUGUUCAGAAUCGACAAGGAUGGGUGGCGACGAUAGCAACGAGCCACUGAAGGCCACCUACAGAACUGAUCGACCACCGUGGAUUGGCCUUUGGAGCGGUCGUGAAUACAAAGGGCGAAAAGAAUGGUGGGGAGAACUGGGACAUAAAGAUGAAGUUGUGCAAAACGGUAAAUUCCGAAUGUUGAGAGCACGAUUUCGAGAAGAAGAUCCGGAUUGGUGGGAUCCGAAGGUUCCUGAUGGGACUUCGUUGGCUGGACCGUUCGGUUUGGAUUCAAAGAAGCAUCCGAAUUUAACAUCGAAAGGUGACCAACCUGGACCACUCCCGGAAUUUCAGGACAAAGUCUAUAAAGGCUCACAUCAGUAUAAAGCAAUCGCGGAAAAAUAUGAUUUAAGCAAAGAACACCCGGGACUCGCGAUCAGUCCAACGCUCUCUGAACUCGUUUACACGCCUAAGGUUUUUCGCUGUCUCUCUACUACGUUUGAAAACAGCUCUUUGUUUGUUAUGGUAACUGAUGAUUUUCUCAUCAUCACAUCAUGUGAAAUAUUUUUACAGUAUAUGCUUGGAAGGAAUGCAAUAAUUCCAAAUAGAUGGUAUCAUUAUGGACCAAGAUUCUUCGAUAAGCCACUCAAUGAAGGAACGUUCGAAAAGGGUCUUGCGUGUGCCAAGUAUACAGCAAUUCUACUUGGCCCGUACACGAUGCUCGAUAUCCGCGCAACAAAUUCAGUGACGUUGAAAGACUUCACACCACGUAACUUCAUGAAACGAUAUUUCCAACUAGCUCCCAUACCUUUGGCUGUUACGUUCACUUGGGGAGUGGCAUUAUCAACAGCAGCAACAAUUCGUCAUAAAGACGACGUUUACAAUCAUUUAUAUUCUUCGGCAGCUGUUGGUACCGUACUUGCUGCUAUGAAAAACAAUUUCGCUAUUGGUGUGACCGCAGCGAUAGUCUCCUUGGUGUUGGGUAACUUCUGGCAGUACGCCAGAGUUUCGGAGACUGGUCUACAGACGAUGACGGCUCACCAACAAUCCGCAGGUAUUUGGGGUGGUCCGCUUGCAUGGAAGUGGUUCCGUAAAGGUGAUGUCGACGUACCGAACACGCAGUAUUGA
Molecule: messenger RNA, 1143 nt
Organism: Anisakis simplex (herring worm)
Lineage: Eukaryota; Metazoa; Nematoda; Chromadorea; Rhabditida; Anisakidae
Source: the annotation of a GenBank genome assembly